CAGAGCUAAGGAAGAGCAGUCUUGUGGUAAAGAGUGUUAACUGAAAACAUGUUGGCUACAGCUGUCCCGGCCUCUCCUGAAUUUCUCUGUGAAAGCCCUGAAUUUCAAGGACCCAGGAAAUGGUAUCAGGCCUGUGCAAAAAUUUUGUUUACCUCUCUUGUCCCCAUGUGCCAGCCGCUCUUAUGCAAGUGAAGUCGAUCAGAUUGGUAGCAGAGCUGUGCUUAUAACAGGUUGUGAUUCAGGAUUUGGAUUUGCCUUGGCAAAGCACCUGCAUACCAAGGGCUUCAUUAUUUAUGCUGGCUGCCUGCAAAAGGACAAGGGAGGUGGUGGCUCCAAGGAGCUGGACAGCAUGAACAGUGAUAGAAUGAGAACUGUCCAGCUCAACGUCUGUGACAGCAAAGAAGUGGACCGAGCAGUGGAGCACGUGAAUAGCAGCUUGGAGGACCCGGAGAAAGGGCUGUGGGGGCUGGUUAACAAUGCUGGGAUCUCCACAUUCGGGGAAGUAGAGUUCACAAGCAUGGACACCUACAUGGAAGUAGCUGAAGUGAACCUGUGGGGCACUGUACGAACCACCAAGGCUUUCCUCCCACUCAUCCGGAGGUCAAAAGGUCGAGUGGUGAACAUCAGUAGCAUGAUGGGCCGGAUGGGCAGCCCUGCCCGCUCACCGUACUGCAUCACCAAGUUUGGGGUGGAAGCCUUCUCCGACUGCCUGCGCUAUGAAAUGGCGCCCCAGGGGGUGAUGGUCAGCAUCGUGGAGCCCGGCAACUUCAUAGCUGCCACCAACCUCUACAGCCCCGAGCGCAUCAAAGCCAUAGCUGACAAAAUGUGGGACGAGCUCCCCGAGAUAGUGCGCAAGGACUACGGCAGGAAGUACUUCGAUGAGCAGGUCAGCAAGAUGGAGACGUACUGCAACAGCGGCUCCACAGACACCUCCCCCGUCAUUGACAGCGUGGCCCAUGCCCUCACCUCCACCGCCCCCUACACCCGGUACCAUCCCAUGGAUUACUACUGGUGGCUCCGCAUGCAGAUCAUGACACACAUGCCUGCUGCCAUCUCAGACCGGCUCUAUGUCUACUGAGGCCUCACGCUCCUGAGCUACACAGGUGGGAAAUUUUUUUUAAAGAGAACGUUGUACACACUUCCCAUUAGUUGUUUUUCUAACCUCAUUUCAGAGUACUGUAUUUUAGCUCUAAAGGGUUCACUCAAACAUCUGACACAACCUGAAGGGCAGUUGUUUGCAAGGGAUGCUUCAUAGGCAGGAAUACGUUGUUUCUGUGGGGACAUUGAUUUUUUGCUAUUUCUUUCAUGUAACCUUUUUAUUUUUUACCUCAAAUGUCAAGAUAAAGUAAUUAUUUAAACUGCAAUUGCUCUGAAGUGUUUUCAGAAUGAUUUCUGCUGACAGCUGAAUGAACACAAUCUUCACAAUUCCUGCCUAGGAUGCAGCCUUUACGCCAUAAAACAGAAGCCCUCCAUGCUGUUACAGCAAACCACAGCCUCCUGAUGACAAAGAGCAUCCAACAGACUUUUCCAGGCCUGGUCACAGUAUUCCAAGUCAGAGCAGAGGCUUCUUUAAUUUAGGGAUCAGAACUCAAAAUGCUUGGGGUGCAGAAACUGAACAACUGACUCUGUCCCUAUCUCUCUUGGAAUUACACCAUUGAAAUUCGAAACCCUAGGGAAAAGGGAACCAGUCUGCUUUUCCAGCAUGCUUUCUUGCAAAGGAGUUCGACAAUCCAGGGACUCAAUCCUUCAGACCUUUCCCACAGGAGUUUUUUUUUUUGAGCAUUCCUGUGAGUGUGAGCAGCUUUACACACAGGACUGCAGGCGUCAGCAUUGUCCCAUAGUAACAUUUCUCUUCAACAGUAAUUCAACAUCAGCUCCAGAUUUUGAGAAGAGCUUCACUCCAGCUUCCAUAAUUUUUAAGGAUGACCACUGAGCAGAGGGAACAGAGAGAGUUGUAGCCAUUCUUACCAGGGACCUCAGGGCUACACUGAAAUAUUCAUACAGCAUCUUACACACAAAGGCCUUAACCAUGACUAGGGCCUCUAAGAACUAUGGCAGUGCAGGUGAUGAUAACAAUAACAACUUCCACUGAAGGAGUCACUGAGCUGAAAUACUCUUAUAUGGCACAAAUCUGACAGAAUGUUCAUAACAAUAGUUAACUUUAGGAGCAGUUUCAUUUCCAUGAAGGUUGUUUACAUGUCUGAAAACAUUUGUUUUGUACUGUAAGGAAAAAAAAUAAAGAACCAUAAAAGAUGCUUUCAUGAGAAAAUGGGGAAGGAGUUAAUUUUUUUUUAAGCUUGAAAGGCAAAAACCAAACAACUAAUUAAAACACCAUUGUUAGCAAAGUUAAAGAGAAGGGCUUUUAUGUGCUCUAAUAAUGUACUGGGACACGAGCAAACUUCUUUGGCUUAAUAAAUGUAUACGUGAAUGAUAAC
Messenger RNA from Calypte anna (Anna's hummingbird), 2435 nucleotides. It is a transcript of the gene BDH1, whose product is annotated as 3-hydroxybutyrate dehydrogenase 1. The record is from RefSeq and is a predicted model, not a curated record. Bases 350 to 1078 code for a protein of 242 amino acids. Gene Ontology annotation, molecular function: oxidoreductase activity. The transcript is spliced from 6 exons. NCBI's taxonomy places the organism in Eukaryota, Metazoa, Chordata, Aves, Apodiformes, Trochilidae.